This is a messenger RNA of Penicillium roqueforti, 2580 nucleotides long. It is a transcript of the gene las21, whose product is annotated as mannose-ethanolamine phosphotransferase LAS21. Gene Ontology annotation, cellular component: endoplasmic reticulum membrane. Bases 1 to 2580 code for a protein of 859 amino acids. Gene Ontology annotation, biological process: GPI anchor biosynthetic process. The record is from RefSeq and is a predicted model, not a curated record. The transcript is spliced from 7 exons. Lineage: Eukaryota; Fungi; Ascomycota; Eurotiomycetes; Eurotiales; Aspergillaceae.
AUGGCGGGCUUCCGCAGUUGGACGACAGUCAUUGCCAAUUUGCUGGUGCCCGUGGGCAUACUCACCUUCUCUUCAGGGUUCUUCCCUUAUAAACCGUUGAUCCCUGGAUUAGCGACUUUUGAUGAAACCGGCCAGAAUGUCAUAGUGCCUGCGGCUUUUGAUAAAGUUAUCUUCAUGGUUGUUGAUGCGCUGAGGAGCGACUUUGUAUAUUCGAACGAGUCGGGUUUCUUGUUUACACAGAGCUUGAUCCGGUCCGGUGCUGCAUUGCCAUUCACUGCCUAUGCAAGCGCUCCAACUGUCACAAUGCCUCGAUUAAAAGCUAUCACAACUGGUUCAGUUCCAUCUUUUCUAGAUGUUAUUCUCAAUAUCGCAGAAUCGGAUACCUCGUCAACACUGGCAUACCAGGACACCUGGUUGGCACAAUUGAAGGCUACAGGAGGACGGCUUGUGAUGUAUGGGGAUGAUACCUGGCUCAAGCUCUUCCCGGGAAUGUUUGACCGAGCUGAUGGAACUACAAGCUUCUUCGUGUCGGACUUCACGGAAGUAGACCAUAAUGUGACUCGACACGUUCCUCACGAGCUUGCCCAGGAUGACUGGUCUGCUCUGAUAAUGCAUUACCUAGGUCUCGAUCACAUAGGACAUAAGGCUGGCCCCAAAAGUCCAUUCAUGAUACCGAAACAGCACGAGAUGGACUCUGUGGUGACUGAAAUCUAUACCGCAAUGCAGCAACAAGAUCAUCUUCAAUCCACACUUUUCGUGUUGUGCGGAGAUCAUGGCAUGAACGAGGCUGGAAACCAUGGCGGGUCAUCUGCUGGAGAAACAUCCCCCGCGUUACUUUUCAUUUCACCCAAGUUUGAAGCCUUGGGUGGCCGAAGAGAAAGCCCAGUGGAACCGUCGGGUGAUAUGCAGUACUACCAAACGGUUGAGCAGGCGGACAUUGCUCCGACCUUGGCGGGGCUUCUUGGUAUCCCAAUUCCUUUAAACAGUCUUGGGGUAUUCAUCCCAGAAUUUUUAGAGAUGUGGGAUCAUGGUUCUCAUAAACUUCGAAUCUUAUAUCAAAAUGCUGAGCAGCUGCUGAACACGUUGACAACAACAUUCCCUGGAUCUACGUUUGGCCCCGAUAGUCCUACAUCCUGUGCUCCAGGACUUCCAUCAGGUAUUGAGGGAGCUCAAUGUGCGUGGGCUCGAGUCCAGCAACUUCUCUCAGGUAGGGAUGAAGCAGAUGAUUCUUACUCUACAGCUGGCCCCGAUUUGCUGCAAUUUUUAAGGAUUGCACAGGAAGUUAUGAGUCGUACUGCCAGUAACUACGAUGUCUCCAGACUCAUUCUGGGCUUGUUGAUCACGGGGAUUGCAGGCCUGCUUGUCCUUCCGGCCACAUACAAGGAAUGCACACGUCACGGAUCUUCCGGGAUGUUUUUGACGCUUAUGAUCAUCACCUGUGGGAUGAUGAUGUUUGCUAGUAGCUAUGUGGAAGAAGAGCAGCAGUUCUGGUAUUGGAUCUGCUCGGGGUGGAUUGUCUACCUGCACAUGAAAUCGCAAUCGUCUGCAAAGCCGCUCUCACACAAACGCUCUGGAUUAUUAUUAUAUUGGUCUGACAAAUGUAUCAUUCUUGUGCUCGCCAUCACCCAGCGGCUCUUGCGACGAUGGAACCAAACUGGUCAGAAAUUCGCGGCCGAGCCUGAUAUUGCUCGCACAUUCUUUGCACGCCACCCGGAAAUCUUCUGGGGUCUUUUUAUCCUCGCGUACGUGGAUGCCGGUCGUCAUCUUCUCGGGAGUAUACCAAUCCCUGGAUUAUUGAGGCUAGGUGUCUUGGCCCCCUCCGCGUUGGCCUUUACGUUCAAAUUGCACUUUGUGACUUCGGAAUCGCCCGAACUCCUUGAUGGGACAUUCAUCUCGCAAAUCAUGAAGGAAUGGCCCUACAGUCUAUCAUUGGUCUUGCAUGCCAGGCUCGUGUUUUACGGACUUGCUGUCGUUGUCCUACUAUCGCUCUUUGCCGGAAAACGAUCAAGAGUCCCCCGAGUACCAUAUGAUACAAUCCAUGAAGCUCUGCACAUCUUCCUAAUGACGCAGUCCCGUGCCACUAACGUCCCCCUGUUCCUAAUUUUCCGAAUCCAGGCCGGCAUUCUCUCUUCCAUGAACCUCACAGGGAUUGAGGUGACAAUCACAACCUUGAUCUUCCAAUAUAUGACGUUCUUCGCGUUUGGCGGAUCCAAUGCAAUCUCCUCUGUAGACCUUGCUAGUGGAUAUAACGGUGUUGACAGCUACAGCGUGGUGUUGGUGGGAGUUCUCACCUUUGCGAGCAACUGGGCAGGGCCUAUCUGGUGGGCAUCACAAAGCCAUCGUCUCCGGCCGAAGAGUCCCGUAGGACAAGACCCCUCGGCACUGUUGACAUUCCAUGUUGCCGUGUCCUUGGUUUCUGUCAUGGCCGCCUGUACAGCCCUCCGGACGCAUCUUUUCAUCUGGACCGUUUUCUCGCCCAAGUAUCUCUACAGUAUGGCGUGGGCCACUGCCAAUCAUGUUGGUGUCAAUUUAUUGGGCGAGGUUAUUUUCUCUCGAUCGCGAUCUCGUCAUUCUUCAUAA